AUGGAUUCGGAACUGAAAUCGGCCAAAUCCUCUUACCGGACCGCCAAAGCAGAGGGUAACCACCGUGAAGAAGCGCGUUGGGCAAACGUCAUCGGCGACAUACUCAAGAACAGAGGAGAGUACGUUCAAGCCCUCAAAUGGAUCCGAAUUGAUUACGAAAUUUCUCGCAAACACUUACCUGAGAAUCAAUUGCUCACAACUUGUCAAUCCCUCGGCGAGAUCUAUCUCCGUCUGGAGCAUUUUACCGAAGCCCUAACUUACCAGAGAAAACAUUUAGAGCUUGCUAGGGAUGCUAACGACCUCGUUGAGCAACAAAGAGCCAGCACACAGCUAGGUCGAACUUACUACGAACUUUUUUCAAGAUCAGAACACGAUCACAACUCAGUUCGCAAUGCAAAGAAGUAUUUCAAGAGCGCGAUGGAACUGGCAGUUGCUCUAAAAAAGAAUCCGCCUAAUAAUAAGUCUUCACAUCUCAAGGAAUACAUUGAUGCUUACAACAAUAUAGGAAUGCUUGAAAUGGAGAUUGAUAAUUUGCAGGAGGCGCAGAAGAUACUCGCUAAAGGAUUGGAGAUUUGUGACGAAGAGGAGAUUAGUGAGUAUGACGAUGGGCGUACUAGGUUACAUCAUAACCUUGGGAAUGUGUAUAUGGAAUUGAGGAUGUGGAGUGAAGCUAGCAAGCAUAUUAAGAGAGAUAUUUUGAUUUGUCACAAAAUUGGACAUCGUCAAGGGGAAGCCAAAGGGUAUAUUAAUCUCGGUGAAAUGCAUUACAGGACUCAGAAGUAUGAAGAAGCGCGGUCUUAUUAUGAGAAGGCACUUGCUUUGGCAAAGUCCUUAGAGGAUGAGGAUGCUUUGGUUAGACAGAUUAAGGAAAAUAUUGAAAUUGUUAAAGAAGCUGUUAAAGUUAUGGAUGAAAUCAAGGGAGAAGAGCAGAAACUUAAAAAACUCAAGAGAGGUAUAGCCUCUGCCAGAGGGACAUUGCACGAGCGCAACUGUCUGCUACAGCAAAAUGGGUCUCUUGAACGCCUUGUUGAGAAAGCCAGGAUGAUCUCUGCAUGGGAGAAGUAUUGUGAGUUUGCAAAGGACAAGAAGAAAGUAGCGCAUGACCUUAGUGACAGGCAAAGGCUGGGUGAUUCAUAUCUGGAUGUUGCAGAAUCAUACCAGAAGCUCAGAAAAUUCAACAAGGCAAUCAAAUGGUACAAAAAGAGUUGGGAAGUGUACAAAACAAUUGGUAACUUAGAGGGGCAAGCACUGGUGAAAAUUAAUAUUGGUAAUGUUUUGGAUUCUACUCACAAUUGGAAAGAAGCGUUGGAUGCAUAUAAAGAGAGCUACAGGAUUGCUGUUGAAGUAAACCUUCCUGAUGUACAACUUUCUGCCUUGGAAAAUAUGCAUUAUAGCAACAUGAUCAGAUUUGAUGAUGAGGAUGAGACCAGAAGGCUGAAACUUCUAAUUGAUAAGCUGAAGAAGUCAAAUGAAGAUCAAGAAGAUAAUAGUACGCCCGAAGAUUGUUGUCCUGAAACUGAUAAUGAAGAAAAUGAUUGUAUGUCAAAUAGCGGGUCUGAUGAGUUUUGCUUUCCAAAGAAAACUUGUAAAUCAGAAACCCUGACAUCUGGAGAAGAAUCGAAUGAUGAUAAUAAGCCUCUUACGUUGCUAUAUCAGUCCAUUAAAGGUUCAUCUAGAAAGAUAAGUCACAAGGAAAGUCCUACCAACUCUACCAUGCAGGUUGACCAGUCACCCAAAAGUGUGACAAAACAGGCAAGCAAGCAUCAAGCAGUUGUUGGUCGUAAACGUGUCCGUGUAAUUCUUUCCGAUGAUGAUGAUGAUGAUGAGAUGGAAUGCUCAAGCAGAAAGGAUCAUGACUGCCUUUUAGAGAACUUGCCCAAUAAUGAUGCCAUUGAGAGUAAAAUCAAUCCUAGUAAAAUUCAGGUUGUCUCAGAGAAUACAUCCAAAUGUGCAAUUAAUGUUGAAGAAAGUAGUAGUUCUUUCAAAAGCUGGAGUACAAAUGCAGCCGCUAAAUCAUGCAGACAUUCCAGAUCAUUGAGCGAUGAUUUAGCUGUUGAACCUGAGUUUCACAGUGGUUCUAAAUGCGAUACAGUUCUCUCUGGCAAACAAAAUGGUGUUGCCCAUCCCAUUACACAUCAUUCUCAAGAUGAUAAAUAUAUUGCAUGUCGGAUCGGGAAUGAUAUAAUUUAUGUUGAAGCAGCCUUGUGUGCUGCUGGUGAACAUUUCAACAUUGGCUCGUUAAAAGCUGCAGUUGCAUGCCUAUACUAUCUACAAUUUCCAACAGAAAAGAGAUCAGAGGGUUUGUUGCCCAUUAUUCAGCACAUAAAAUGUGCUGGUAGGGAUAUAGAGUUGCUGGAAAGUGUUGAAAAGCUUAAGGAGCAUCUGCAAAACAACAUGGUUGAAGCUUUCAUUGAUGGGUGGAUUCAGAAGCGCCUAAUAGGAAUGUAUGUAGACCGCUGCAAGGAGUUGAGUGAGGAACCAAAGACCAAGGUGCUGAAGAAACUUUACAAUUUAGAGGUAUCAGAUGAUGAAAUCAUUGUAUCGGACUGUGAUCUGCAAGAUUUGUCUAUAACACCAUUGAUAGAUGCAUUGCAUUCCCAAAUGGCAUUUUCUUUACUUGAUAUCUCUCACAAUUGCUUAGGAAAUGGGACAAUGGAGAAACUUCGAAAAGUGUUCACAACAUCGGGUCAAUCUUACGGUGACUUAACUCUGGACUUGCACUGCAACCGAUUUGGCCCAACAACUUUGUUUCAGAUUUGUGAAUGCUCUCUGCUAUUUGCUCGCCUCGAAGUGCUUAACAUUUCUGGAAACCGUCUUACUGAUGCCUGUGGAUCUUAUCUUUCAACAAUUUUAAAAAACUGUACAGCUCUCUGUAGCUUGAAUGUAGAGAACUGCUGUAUCACAUCCAGAACCAUUCAAAAAAUUGCUGAUGCAUUGGACUCUACCUCUGUACUUUCACACCUUUGUAUAGGACACAACAGCCCUGUAUCUGGGAAUGCUUUAGUUAAUCUUCUAUCCAAGCUUUCUACUUUAAAAAGGUUUUUGGAGUUGAAUAUGAGUGGUCUAAAGCUAGGCAAACCGGUUGUCGAUAGCCUUUGCCAGCUUGGAGGGACCUUGACUUUAUCAGGACUAAUACUUGGGGGCACUGGUAUUGGAAACGAAGGGGCCGUGAAAGUAACAGAAUCAUUGCUAAAAGGGACCGAGGAGCUUGUGAAACUUGACCUAUCAUAUUGUGGGCUAACAUCUGAUUAUAUUUUAAACAUCAAUGUUAAUUCAUUUUGUUCCAUCCUUGAGCUGAACCUGGAAGGAAAUCCCAUAAUGUCCGAGGGCUGCAAUACUCUAUUUUUGCUUCUCAUAAACCCACAGUGCUGUCUCAAAGUUUUGGUCCUUAGGAAGUGUCAACUUGGGCUUGCUGGAGUUCUUCACAUACUUGAGGCUCUUGCAGAUAACAGCAGUCUGGAGGAGCUUAAUCUUGCUGAUAACUCUGUUACAACGGAACUUUGUGUUCUACAAUGUGAUGAUGUAUCAGCUAAAAGCUGCUCACAGAACCAGGAGCAGAAACUUGAUACUGUGAAAGUGGAUGAUAAUCAAGAGGUGUUAUGCUCUCUAGAUACUUUUGCCAAUCAGCUGGAAGUUGCGGAUAGUGAAGAUAGGUUAGAAGCUGCUGCUUCUGGAAUUGACGACAGCUGUGCUAGUUCAUGUCAAAGAAAUUCAUCUCCUGAGUGCCAAUUCACUCCACAAUUUUCAACUGCUAUUGCAAAGGCAAAAAACUUACAAUUAUUAGACCUUAGCAAUAACAGUUUUUCUGCACAAGCUUCAGAAACAUUCUAUUGUUCGUGGACAACUUUACGACCCCUUUCAAGUCACAGGCACAUAACUAAGCAUAUUAUUCAUUUCUCAACUAAAGAAAAGAAGUGCUGCAGCGUGAAACCGUGCUGUAAGAGAGUUUGA
Molecule: messenger RNA, 3951 nt
Organism: Lathyrus sativus (Indian pea)
Lineage: Eukaryota; Viridiplantae; Streptophyta; Magnoliopsida; Fabales; Fabaceae
Source: the annotation of a GenBank genome assembly